Molecule: messenger RNA, 1729 nt
Organism: Nymphaea colorata (pocket water lily)
Lineage: Eukaryota; Viridiplantae; Streptophyta; Magnoliopsida; Nymphaeales; Nymphaeaceae
Product: guanine nucleotide-binding protein subunit beta-2
Exons: 6
Coding region: 355-1485 (376 amino acids)
Biological process (GO): G protein-coupled receptor signaling pathway
Cellular component (GO): heterotrimeric G-protein complex; cytoplasm
Molecular function (GO): protein binding; signaling receptor complex adaptor activity
Source: RefSeq, a predicted model, not a curated record
AAAUUUAGAAAAGGGGAAGCGAGUUUGCUGGUAAACUAUACAACUUCCGACGUCGUCCCUAUAUUUUAAGAGAAGAAGACGUUGAUCCAGCUAACAAUCGGGUCAGACUGAUCCUACAUUGUUCAGUUUUCUCUAGGCGUGUGUGUGAGGGAAAGAUGAGUACUGAUGGGAUGUAGGAAGGUUGACUUGGACGUAUCGAUUGUCACCUGAAUCCUCCCGCGUUUGAAGAGUGGGGGAAGGUGGGGAGUCGGGAGGAGGAGGGGCGACGCCCAUCACGGGGGAAGGACGGAAGCAAAAGGGCCGGAAGGAGCUGGGCAGAGAAGCGAAUAGAAAGGGAAGAGAAGAGAGGGAUUAAUGACGUCGGUCACGGAGCUGAAGGAAAGGCAUCUUGCUGCAACGGCGGCCGUCAACAGCCUCCGGGAUCGAUUGAAGCAGAAGCGUCAACUUCUCUUGGACACGGACAUUGCCGGACAUGCAAGAGCGCAAGGAAGGACACCAAUCGUGUUUGGUCCGACGGAUCUGGUCUGCAGCAGGACCUUACAAGGUCACACAGGGAAGGUUUAUUCACUGGACUGGAGUUUGGAGAAGAACCGCAUUGUCAGUGCAUCUCAGGAUGGAAGAUUGAUUGUAUGGAAUGCUCUAACAAGCCAGAAAACACAUGCAAUUAAGCAGCCGUGGGUCAUGACAUGUGCAUUUUCUCCCAAUGGUCAGUCAGUUGCUUGUGGGGGAUUGGAGAGCGUAUGCUCAAUAUUCAAUUUGAGUUCCCAAACUGACAAAGAUGGGAAUUUGCCUAUUUCAAGAACACUUAAUGGACACAAGGGUUAUGUCUCCUCAUGCCAGUAUGUGCCAGAUGAUGAUACUCAUCUAAUUACUGGCUCAGGUGAUCAUACAUGCAUUUCAUGGGAUGUUACUACUGGUCAAAGGGUUUCAAUUUUUGGAGGUGAAUUUCCAUCAGGGCAUACUUCUGAUGUACUGAGUGUAUCCAUCAAUGGAUCAAACACAAAGAUGUUUGUCUCUGGUUCUUGUGACAAAACUGCUCGCCUUUGGGACACGCGAAUUGCAAGUCGUGCAGUUCGAACAUUUCAUGGUCAUGAGGGCGAUGUUAACACUGUCAAAUUUUUCCCAGAUGGAUUUAGAUUUGGUACUGGCUCAGAGGAUGGUACAUGCAGGCUCUUUGAUAUGAGAACAGGACACCAACUUCAAGUUUACGAGCAGCAGCAUGGUGAAAAUGAGGUCCCCAGUGUAACGUGUAUUGCAUUUUCUAGAUCAGGCAGACUUUUAUUUGCUGGAUACUCAAAUGAUGAUUGUUAUGUAUGGGAUACCAUUGUGGGAAAGGUUGUCUUGAACCUAGGGGAAUUAAAUGAUUCUCAUGAGAGUCGAAUAAGCUGCUUGGGUCUCUCUGCUGAUGGAAGUGCAUUAUGUACUGGUAGCUGGGACAGAAAUUUGAAGAUUUGGGCUUUCGGUGGUCAGAGAAGAGUUAUUUAAUGGUGAUACACGACGUCUCUUCAUCCAUGAUAUGGUUGUGGACCUUCUUCGUUUUAGUUCAUUUGUUUCCUUGCAUGGUCCUGCAAUAAUUAUGUAUCAGUUAACUUAUUUGUAAAUGUUACUUACUCUUGGAGGAGAACAACUUUUUGUUUUUCUUUUGUUUCCUCCUUUCUUUUCUUUGAAGGAACCUCGAAUUUAAAUUCUUUGUUGAGUUAUCGACAGGUCUUUAGCUAUCCACCUUAAA